Molecule: messenger RNA, 1255 nt
Organism: Anopheles funestus (African malaria mosquito)
Lineage: Eukaryota; Metazoa; Arthropoda; Insecta; Diptera; Culicidae
Exons: 2
Coding region: 288-1157 (289 amino acids)
Biological process (GO): regulation of DNA-templated transcription
Molecular function (GO): double-stranded DNA binding
Source: RefSeq, a predicted model, not a curated record
AGUUGUCAAAGAAUACAGUACAGAGAAGCGAAAAUGGGACACGGAUGAAAAUUUAUUAUUUUGAUACAUUCAAAAGCCCAUAUUUGUCUAACUUUAUAUUUUAACAAUUUUGUUUUCUUAAUUUUUUAGAGAAAAAAUACGUCUACAUAAAAUGAAUAAAGCAUUUAAUUUAAAUAUUACGUGCUGUACCAUAUUAUACUUGAGGUACUGUACUUUUGUUAUUGUUUUGAUAGUGCUGUUGGGAUCGUGUAUCGCCGCGUUACCAAUUGGAUUAAACAAUUUCUACCAUGCUUACUAGAUGUGCAGCAACAUUUCUGCGAAGGUACUGCUCUACAAGCAGCUCAUCGAAGUUGGCCGAAACGAUCGCUUCAUCCAUUGAAGGUGUGGAUAGGGCAAGCAUUGGCGCACUGCUAGCUACCGUACCCGAACUAACGAAAUACGCUCCAGAACAAUGGUGCAGCACAGUGAAUCUACUCACCACCGAAGGCUUGGAGGUGGAAAAAAUGCUAUCCAUAAUCGGAGGCCACCCGGCCAUACUAGCAAGGCCCCCGGAAAAGAUCGCACAAAGCUUACACUGUUGGCGAUCCUGCCAAUUUGGGGAUGCGAACAUGAAAGUGCUGCUGUCAGCUCAUCCCUACUUUUUGGACUACACGAAUCAUGGCCAGCUGGCGCAACGUGUCGCCUUUCUUCACUCACAUUUCGAGACGCGCAAAAAUGUGUACCGAUUGUUUCUGAACGCACCGAACCUGGUGGUGGAUGAGCAUCACGUAACGGAGGCUAAGAUCGUUUAUAUGAUGCAAACCAUGCGCCACGAGGUGCUGGAAGUGGUGAAAUCUCGCGCUUUUGCCCAUGACCUUGAGCAUUUGCGCUGCCGGCACACGUUUCUGGAACGGUUGGGAUUGUUUAAGCCACGAUCACUGAAGGUGGACAAAAAUACGCCGACCGGCAAUUCGCCGGUUCACCAGAUUACCGACACCAGCGACAAACGGUUCGCGGUGAAAGUGGCUUACGUUACGCUCGAAGAGUACGAAGUGUUUCAGGAUCUGUUCCGGCGAGAGAUGGGACAGGAUGAACGGUACGAAGCGGACGAUGAGUUCGAUGCGGUAGAAGUAGCAAGUGAACCUAGCAAAAGCGCGUAUCGCAAGAAAGGUAGGUAGACGUGGGUAUGAGCGUAUUUGUCAAUAGAGCAAUAGAUAGUAGAAUACAGCAAUAAAGACACGUGUUCGACGUGAGCAUAAUGUGUUCAGGAUAAAGA